ACGCCCACCCUUCUCGCAAGGGCUGCCGGGACAGCCCCCAUCUUUGAGCGCGUUUGGCUGGCCCGCGGGCGCUCGGAAGUGGAGGCGCUUCCGUCGUUGUUCGUGAGCCUUGUGGCGUCUGCCGUUCCAGACCUUUGAGUGUGGGAAAUUUUACAGAUAGAUAGCCACAAUGGCUGAAAAUGGAGAUAAUGAAAAACUGGCUGCUCUGGAGGCCAAAAUCUGUCAUCAAAUUGAGUAUUAUUUUGGAGACUUCAAUUUGCCACGGGACAAAUUUUUAAAAGAACAAAUCAAAUUGGAUGAAGGCUGGGUACCUUUGGAAAUAAUGAUAAAAUUCAACAGGUUAAACCGUCUAACAACAGACUUUAAUGUAAUUGUGCAAGCACUGAGCAAAUCUAAGGCAAAACUCAUGGAAAUCAGUGCAGACAAAACUAAAAUCAGAAGAUCUCCAAGCAAACCUCUCCCUGAAGUGACUGAUGAGUAUAAAAAUGAUGUAAAGAACAGAUCUGUUUAUAUUAAAGGCUUCCCUACUGAUGCAACCCUUGAUGACAUAAAAGAAUGGCUAGAUGAUAAGGGCCAAAUAUUGAACAUUCAGAUGAGAAGAACAUUGCACAAAACAUUUAAGGGAUCAAUUUUUGCUGUGUUUGAUAGUAUUCAGUCUGCAAAGAAGUUUGUAGAGACACCUGGCCAGAAGUACAAAGACACAAGCCUGCUAAUACUUUUUAAGGAAGACUACUUUGCAAAAAAAAAUGAGGAAAGAAAGCAAAGCAAAGUGGAAGCCAAAUUAAAAGCUAAACAAGAACAUGAAGGAAGACAUAAGUCAGGAGGUGCUGAAAUGAGAUCUCUAGAAGGAAAAAUUGGAUGCUUACUCAAGUUUUCGGGUGACUUAGAUGACCAGACCUGUAGAGAAGAUUUACACAUCCUUUUCUCAAAUCAUGGUGAAAUAAAAUGGAUUGACUUUGUCAGAGGAGCAAAGGAGGGAAUAAUUCUUUUUAAAGAUAAAGCUAAGGAAGCACUGGAUAAAGCCAGAAAUGCAAAUAAUGGUAACCUACAAUUAAGGAACAAAAAAGUCACUUGGAAAGUGCUAGAAGGACACGUGGAAAGAGAGGCAUUAAAAAAAAUCAUAGAGGAUCAGCAAGAAUCCCUAAACAAAUGGAAGUCAAAAGGUCGCAGAUUUAAAGGUAAAGGAAAGGGAAAUAGAGCUGCCCAUCCUGGGUCUGCUAAAGGAAGAGUACAGUUUCAGGGAAGGAGAACAAGAUUUGAUGAUGAUGACCGUCGUGGUUCAGGACCAAUGAAAAGGGGACGAGAAGGAAGAGACAGAGAAGAACCUGCAUCCAAACAUAAGAAAAGAGAAAAUGGUGCUAGAGACAAGUAGUUUAGUAAACAACAUUUUUAUUCAUCUUAGUUAGAUUUUAAGCUGCUUUUUGUCUCUGGAAGCUUUUAAAAAGAAAACCGAAUUAGGUCCACUUCGAUGUCCACCUGUAUAAAAGGAAAAAUUUUUUUGUUGUUAUACUUGUCUUUUUGUUGUUACCCAAAUGAAAAUUUUUUAAAAUGUAUAGUUCUGUUUGUGUUCGGAUGAUUGAAAUAUGAAAAGGAAAGUUCUUCCUCUUAAUUGCCUUUGUAAUAUGAGAAUGUAUUAGUACAAACUUGUAAAAUAUAUACUAUAUAAAAAUAGCAAA
Molecule: messenger RNA, 1676 nt
Organism: Nannospalax galili (Upper Galilee mountains blind mole rat)
Lineage: Eukaryota; Metazoa; Chordata; Mammalia; Rodentia; Spalacidae
Gene: Ssb
Product: small RNA binding exonuclease protection factor La
Exons: 12
Coding region: 170-1372 (400 amino acids)
Biological process (GO): RNA processing; positive regulation of translation
Cellular component (GO): nucleus; cytoplasmic stress granule; ribonucleoprotein complex
Molecular function (GO): RNA binding
Source: RefSeq, a predicted model, not a curated record